Molecule: messenger RNA, 945 nt
Organism: Didymodactylos carnosus
Lineage: Eukaryota; Metazoa; Rotifera; Eurotatoria; Philodinida; Philodinidae
Source: the annotation of a GenBank genome assembly
AUGUCACUAAAAUUAAUAUGGGUUCGAGAUAAUACUGCUGACAUAUUAAGCCUCGAUCGAACAAUCACAAUCCCAAAUAGUCGUCUUAGUAUUAUAUCAUCAUUAUAUGGAAACAUGGGUAAUGAUCGCAUAUUAAGAAUAACAAAUGUUGAAGAAACUGAUAGUGGAUUAUAUCGAUGUGUUCAAGGAGAAGUGACAAUAACAGAAGUUUCGCUCGAUGUUCUUGUUCCACCAAAAAUCAUAUCUCAUUAUCCACACCACAUUCGCUUUACAGUAAAAGAGGGUGGGAAUGCGAAAUUUUCGUGUAGUGCCAGUGGUAAACCAAUACCAAAAAUUAUUUGGCAAGUCAAUGGUUUAUUGAGAUCAUCAAAUAUAAUUAAAAAUGAAAGUAGUACAUUUAUACUUCAUAAUGUAUCAAGAACAGAUAGCGGACGAGUCGAAUGUAUUGCUGAUAAUGAACUAAGUAAAGUUAGUCGACAAUUUCUUCUUAAUGUUAAAUAUAAGCCAACGGUGACUGUUCCAUCAAUGUUACCGUUGCAUUUUCGUUUAUAUGAUACAGCUACUCUUGUCUGUAUUGUUUGCUCAAAUCCACUACCAUUGAAAAUUAACAUAUACAAACAGAUGGGCUAUUUUAAUUUUAAAGAAAAAUUUGAAAUAAAAUUGAAUGAUACAUGCACCCAAUUAACGAUCACGAUAUCCAUAAAAGAUCCAACAUUAUUCGGUCUCUAUGUUUGCAAAUCUAAAAACAAUCUGGGGAGUGCUCAAACGGAACUAUUUGUUAAAGCUCAAGAUGAAGAUGGUUUGAUAUUCAAGUCCAAUGCAGCUGCCCAUAAUUGUCAUACGCAUCAUACAAUACAUUCUAGCAGUUAUAUUUUUUCAAUAUUAAUAUUUGCUUAUUAUUUGUUACGAUUACAUUCAAAAUUGUUUAAUGAUCUUGACAUAUAG